Molecule: messenger RNA, 449 nt
Organism: Camelina sativa (false flax)
Lineage: Eukaryota; Viridiplantae; Streptophyta; Magnoliopsida; Brassicales; Brassicaceae
Source: RefSeq, a predicted model, not a curated record
CUAAACAUUUACCUAGAGAAAAAAUGAAAAACUUUGUUGUCUUUCUAUUUGUUUUAACUCUUUGCUUGCUUAACCAUGUAUCAGGCGGUGGAGUCAGGAUUGCGAACGAACUUAAAUUCAACAAAAAACUUUGGAUGAGAUGUUAUUCCAAAGAUAAUGUUAUUGGUCCAAAAAUAAUACCAAUUGGACAUCAUUAUUCAUAUUAUUUUGACAUUAAUUUUUUAGGUACAACUCGUUUUAUGUGUACUUUGAAACAAGGACCAAACUAUAAACACUAUCAGAAUUUUACAGCAUUCAAGAUUAUUAAUAUUAAAAAAAUCGGAGGCCUAUGGGAUUGGAGAGCAAGAGAAGAUGGAAUUUAUUUAGAGAAACGAGAUAAAGAUGGUCAUUUUGUUCCGCACCCAGUUAAUCCGCAUAAAGUAUAUGAUUGGAUUAACAAAAAAAAAUAG